This is a messenger RNA of Syngnathus acus (greater pipefish), 3747 nucleotides long. RefSeq names its product DEAH (Asp-Glu-Ala-His) box polypeptide 16 (gene dhx16). Lineage: Eukaryota; Metazoa; Chordata; Actinopteri; Syngnathiformes; Syngnathidae. Gene Ontology annotation, molecular function: ATP binding; RNA binding. The record is from RefSeq and is a predicted model, not a curated record. Gene Ontology annotation, cellular component: intracellular anatomical structure; catalytic step 2 spliceosome. Bases 288 to 3455 code for a protein of 1055 amino acids. The transcript is spliced from 21 exons.
CAUUCUCCUACUUUUUUCAUGAGCGAAGGAGAGUUUCUUGCAGGCAGACAUGCGCGUAAACUUAGCGUCAUUAAAAAUGGACUGUUUAUCUCGUUAUCUUGUUUUAUAGUUACUUGUGUCUUAAAAUGUAUGAUCGUACAUUCGACUUAAAAGUUACUCAUUCCGUCACCGUUUGUAGCAGCUGCCAAUUAUGGACUAAGUUAGCUCGCGUUUAACAGUGAGCUAGCUUUUAGCCUCCGAGUUUUGGAGCAUAAACAACGUUGAAUUGACAUUUUCAAAGCGACACCAUGGCCGACCUUGAGCAGUGGGUCAACGACCGGCUGCAUGACAUCUUGGGCCUGAGCGACCGAUAUGUUGCUCAGUUCAUGAUCGGCAUUGCCCGGAAGGCGAGCAGCUCUCAGGACUUUGUGAGCAGGCUCCAGCAGACAGGCACCAUCGACAUCGACCAGAGCAUCACCACCUUUGCGCAUGAGCUGUUCGACAAAAUUCCUCGCAAGCAGGUCGUGGAAAAAGCCUCCCGGGUGAUGGAGCGCCAGGCCAUCGAGAUGGACAGGAAGAAUCGCACGUACACUUUGCUGGAGGAUAGCGACAGCGAAGAGGACAUCGUUGUGGAGAAGCAGCGUGGGACUAAGAAGAAGAACAAAGAGAAGGACGGAGGGAGCAAAAGGAAGAACAUCCGGCGGAAGAAGGAGAGCGAGUCGUCCAGCGAAGAAGAAGCGCCUGUUAGCAGGGCUCAGUCGAGCAAGGAUGACAACUCGGCUAUCAAGAAUGAAGAUCAUGAAGAAGAAGAGUGGGAGAAAGAAGAGCGGGAGCGACUACACGACAUCGAGGAGCGCGACGCCUUUGCCGAACGCGUCAAGCUGAGAGACAAAGAUAAGACGAGGCACAUCGCGGAGAGGACGGACAAAAAGGCUUACGAGGAGGCUCAGAAGAGACUGAAGUUGGCUGAAGAUGAUCAGAGAAACAUGUUGCCCGAGUUGCGGAAGCAGUCCCGCCGCGAAUACCUGAAGAAGCGUGAGGAGGAAAAGCUGGAGGACCUGGAGGCGGAACUCGUCGACGAGGAGUACCUGUUUGCCUCGGACGACCUGACCGAGCGUGAGAAGAAGGAGGUGGAGUACAAGCAAACACUGCGAGACCUGGCGAAGGACUACAAGAAGGCCGGAGCAAAGGAGCUGGAGGAGAGGAAGAACAGAUACUACAUACCGGAGGAGAUCAGGAGAAAGGAGGUGCCCCAGAAGGAGUUGGAGCUAGAGGAGGAGCCCCUCAUGGAGCUGGGCGGCGAGCAGGGUCGCUGGGAGGAGGAGCGGCUCAAGACGGCCUCGCUCAGCUUCGGUGCCAAGAAGGAGCGCGAGCAGGGCGUCAGGCGCCAACAGGAGAAGUACCAGCUCAUCCUGGAGGAGGACGAGAUGAUCGACUUUGUCAGCACCGCCAUCACCAUGAAAGGGACUUUGAUGGAGGACGAGACUCCGGCCUUGUCCCAGGCAGAGCUGAAGAAGCAGUCCAUGCAGGAGGUCCGCCGCAGCCUCCCCAUCUUUCCAUACAGAGAGGACCUGCUAGCUGCCAUCCACGAGCACCAAGUUCUGGUCAUCGAGGGCGAGACGGGCUCGGGAAAGACUACACAAAUCCCACAGUACCUCUUUGAGGAUGGUUUCACCAAAGGAGGGAUGAAGAUCGGAUGCACGCAGCCUCGCCGAGUAGCCGCCAUGUCGGUGGCCGCUCGGGUGUCGCAGGAAAUGAGCGUCAAGCUCGGUAAUGAGGUGGGCUACAGUAUCCGUUUUGAGGACUGCACAUCAGAGAGGACGAUCAUCAAGUACAUGACAGACGGCAUGCUGCUACGGGAGUUUCUCACCGAGCCCGACCUCGCCAGCUACAGUGUGAUCAUCAUCGACGAAGCUCACGAGCGAACCCUCCACACGGAUAUCCUGUUUGGCCUCAUCAAGGACAUCGGCAGGUUCCGUCCCGAAUUGAAGGUGCUGGUGUCAAGCGCCACACUGGACACGGCGCGCUUCUCCACCUUCUUCGACGACGCGCCCGUCUUCAGGAUCCCCGGCAGGAGAUUCCCCGUGGACAUAUUCUACACUAAAGCUCCGGAGGCUGACUACAUGGAAGCGUGUGUGGUGUCAGUGCUGCAGAUCCACGUCACGCAACCUCCUGGAGAUAUUCUGGUCUUCCUCACUGGACAGGAGGAUAUCGAGACAUGCUGCGAGCAGCUCCAAGACCGAUGUCGGCGACUGGGCUCUAAAAUCGCCGAGCUGCUCGUCCUGCCCAUCUACGCCAAUCUGCCCUCUGACAUGCAGGCCAAGAUCUUCAGCCCCACGCCGCCCGGUGCACGCAAGGUGGUGGUGGCGACCAAUAUUGCGGAAACCUCCUUGACCAUUGACGGCAUCAUCUAUGUCAUCGACCCGGGUUUCUGCAAGCAGAAGAAUUACAUCGCCCGGACCGGGAUGGAAUCGCUUAUCGUCAUGCCUUGCUCUCGGGCGUCGGCCAGUCAGAGAGCAGGCCGCGCCGGCAGAGUGGCCGCCGGCAAAUGCUUCAGGCUCUACACGGCGUGGGCCUACAAACACGAGAUGGAGGACAUGACCGUGCCCGAAAUUCAGAGGACCAACCUGGGAAAUGUGGUGCUGCUGCUCAAGAGUUUGGGUAUCAAUGACCUUCUCCACUUUGACUUCAUGGACCCGCCGCCGCACGAGACGCUUCUGAUGGCUCUGGAGCAGCUUUACGCCCUCGGAGCACUCAACCACUUAGGAGAGCUCACCACGUUGGGUCGCAGGAUGGCCGAGCUGCCUGUGGACCCCAUGCUGAGCAAGAUGAUCCUCGCCUCUGAGCAGUACAAGUGUUCUGAGGAGGUUCUCUCAAUCGCCGCCAUGCUCUCAGUAAACAACGCAAUCUUCUACCGGCCCAAGGACAAGGCGGUGCAUGCUGACAACGCCAGGAUGAACUUUGUGGUGCCCGGCGGGGAUCACCUGGUCCUGCUGAAUGUCUACACGCAGUGGGUGGAGAGCGGCUACUCGACACAGUGGUGCUACGAAAACUUCAUCCAGUUUCGCUCCAUGAGGCGAGCGCGGGACGUGCGGGACCAGCUGGAGGGCCUGAUGGAGCGCAUAGAGGUGGAGAUGGUCAGCUCGCAGGGUGACUCCAUGCCUAUCCGUAAGUCGGUGACAGCGGGCUACUUCUACCACACGGCGCGGCUCAGCAAAGGAGGCUACAGGACGGUGAAACAUCAGCAGACCGUCUACGUCCACCCGAGUAGUUCGCUGUUUGAUGAGCAGCCCCGAUGGCUCAUUUACCACGAGCUGGUCAUGACCACUAAGGAGUUCAUGAGACAGGUGGUGGAGAUCGAGAGCGGCUGGCUUCUGGAAGUGGCUCCUCACUACUACAAGAGUAAAGAAGUGGAGGAUAGCAACAACAAGAAGAUGCCCCGCAACCAGGGCAAGGCCAAGGAGGAACUGGGUUGAAAGCCACCGACCCGAUUACGACGGCACACUGGCACAUGGGCCAAUUCGCAGGCGUUAGUGGACAUGGGGGGGAAGAAAAAAAAAAAAAAAAAUGGACAUGCCCAAACAGCCUGAACACAAAGCUGUGAUGAAUAGAGAUUCCACCCUAAAGUGGCUCCCGAACGGUUUAAUUAUAAACCCGAUUGCCUGCGGCGAUAACGUACGAUUCACCGGGCUCAUUAGUGACGCUUUGCUACCCACACUUGAAUUGUUGUCCUGAUUGCUGAAAAGCAAUAAAUGUUUUUUACCGCUA